UUUGGGGGGAUAUUUUACACACUCAAAACAACAACAACAAACAAGGCAUACGGGAUACGUUACGAGAGGACUAAAGGAUGGACCAAGCCGGCAUCCUGAGAAAGUUUAUCCAGGGGGUGAGGGCCAUGAGAGAGGGGGACGAGGUGAGGGGAGAGGACAACUUCGGCAGCGACUUUAUGCGGUUACGGCGGUUAUCGACUAAAUACCGGACGGAGAAGAUCUACCCCACCAACGUAGGAGAGAGGGAGGAAAAUGUCAAGAAGAACAGAUAUAAGGAUAUACUACCAUUUGAUCACAGCAGGGUGAAGCUGACGUUAAAAACGACCAAUCAAGACACAGAUUACGUCAAUGCUAACUUCAUCAAGGGUAUAGAUGGCCCAGAGGCCUACAUUGCAACUCAGGGCCCACUGCCGAACACUGUCAUCGACUUCUGGAGGAUGAACUGGGAGUACAAUGUAGCUGUUAUUGUAAUGGCUUGUCGAGAGUUUGAGAUGGGAAGGAAAAAGUGUGAGCGGUACUUCCCUCUGCACGGGGAGGAGCCCAUGAGUUUUGGCCCUUUCAGAAUCUCAUGUGAAUCAGAGCAGGCCAGAACAGACUACUAUAUCAGGACUUUGACGGCGGAGUAUGAGAAUGAAACUCGGAGGAUAACACAGUUCCAUUAUAUGAACUGGCCGGAUCACGACGUCCCCUCGUCGUUUGACUCCAUACUGGAUAUGAUCGCACUAAUGAGAGAAUACCAAGAGAAUGAUGACGUCCCUAUAUGUAUACACUGCAGUGCAGGCUGUGGGAGGACGGGUGCUAUCUGUGCUAUCGACUACACGUGGAACCUCCUCAAAGCUGGGAAAAUACCAGAAGAUUUUAAUGUUUUUCGGUUGAUCCAAGAGAUGAGGACGCAACGACACUCCGCUGUUCAGACCAAGGAACAGUACGAGUUAGUUCAUAGAGCGAUCGCUCAGCUCUUUGAGAAACAACUGCAGCUACUGGAGAGCCCCACCAACACGCAGAUACACGAUGGCAUGGAUGAGAGCAGUCCAGAUAAAGCAGGCCACCAGUCAGAUGAUGAAAGAUGGGACACACCACCUCCAAAACCUCCCCGCAUACGCAAUCCCCCCCAGGCAGAAGGUGAUGUGAAGGAGGAGAUACUCCAGCCCCCAGAGCCUCACCCUGUACCCCCUAUUCUGACCCCGUCUCCCCCUUCAGCCUUCCCCACUGUCACCAACGUACGGCAGGACAACGACCGCUACCACCCCAAACCUGUCAUACACGUCCUGGCUACCACACAGGCGCAGAAUAAAGAAGUGGACAAGCAGCAGAACCAGUCUGAACCAAGUCCAAACAAGCAGACGAGUCCCUCAGAGCAGAAAGACCAAGAUCUACUAAGUCGAAAGCAGCAGACUCAGGUCUCAAAUCUAGAUCUCAAUGACAACUAUAACAACAAAUUGUCUUCAACUUCGACAAAAUCAGAAUCGGGCCAAAGCCAGACUCCCUCGUCGCCCCUCUCCCCAGCUGUUGAAUGUUCCGGUGCUCCUCGGAUCGAGAGGAAGCUGAGCAUUGAGAUUAAAAAGGUGCCGUUGCAGGAAGGACCUCGCAGUUUUGACACUUCCUCCUCCGUUGGGGUAGCGGGCGGAAUAGGCAGCAGUCCGACCAAUAGCGCGGGCAUGCUGCAAAGAAGCCACGCCUUCAAAACCCGCACUGGCCCAUCCCUGCUGACCUCUAGCUCCUCGCUGUCCGAGGACUCGGGCACGGAGGGAGGAGGAGGAGCCGGAUGCGGGGAGAGUCACACGGACGGAGGCGUCCUGGCCAGACCGAACCACCUCCCUGUGAAGAGUGAGAAGGGGGAGACACCGGGAGGGGAGAGGAUGGAGGCGAAGGCUGGCCAUGCAGCAUGGGCUCAACCGUGCAACAGCCCAGAAAAACAGUUCCCCAAAACCUCCUCCUCCUCUUCUUCCUCCGACCGCGUCGCCCCAUCCUCGUCCUCCUCCUCCCACCUCUCCUCCUCUACUUCCUCCUCCUCCUCCACUCCUGUUAGGACUGCCCUGAGUUUCACCAACCCCCUGCACUCCGACAACUCGGACGAGGAGGGGGACGGAGAGAUGUCCGGAGGAAAGGAGGGUUAUCGUCCCAAUGCAUCCACGGCGAUGACCAUGGUGGCCGCGUCGCUUCAUGGCGACCAGCAGCCGGUCCGGAAGGUGAUGCCCAUGUCGAUCGCAGGGCAGAGCUCUCCGUCGCCCUCUGCAACCACAGCAAACUGCUGGGACAGCGAUGACUCCCCUCCCCCCCUCCCUGCGAGAACCCCUGAGUCCUUCAUACUGGCCACAGACCCUCUGGAAGUGAAAACAUCAGCCGCAGCUGAAUGGAGCGACUCACAUAAAGAUGUGUCAGAGUGUGUUAAGAAGACAUCUCCAGCUGACCCUGCAUCUGCUGGCACCACAGCAACAGACAGCAAGGCAGACCUGGGUGGGGUUCGGUAACCGCUGCAUUCAGCCCAAAGGCCCCCGGGAACCCCCCCUGCAGUGGACAUGAUGGAACCAUCCAUCUGCCCGUCCACCGACGGUGUUGUAAGGAGAUGGACUCUACCGAUCUCACCUGGCUGGUCCAAAAACCAAGUUGAUAGAUGCCACACAGACAGACAGCACAAUUUUACAUAGAAACACCUUCUGUGUAACUCUGUGCCCAAAAACUUCUCCAGGCUGAGCUCCUCCUCCUCCUCCUCUUCCUCCUCCUCAGCCCUUCCUUCAAAGUGCCACUGUGCAAAGCAGAAGAACACUUACCGGUCAAGUGGCUUGUCCAUUUUAGAACAAAGCCCACAUUUUCCUGCUCCGCUUGCUGAUGUUAGAGGUUUUGACUUUUCUAGACGCUGACCUGGGAUCAGUCCGGUUGUUUUCCUGUUGAUGGUUAAAGUAUAAUUCCUGUAUUUUUUUUUGCCCCUUGUUUUUUGGUGACUUGAGAAGUAGAUUAAGAUUGUUUUUCUCUCCGAGCUGUAGACAUAUCAUUAAAAAUGUGUCCAUUCUGAGGCUAAAUGACGGGGGAUGUAGGUGUAAAUGUUAAAUAAAAAGUGUUAACUUAACAGGAAGAACAUUUUCUUUCGUACCAAAUGAGAAAAAGUAUGUUUUUUCCGUCAUAAAUCAGGAAUUAUCUUUAAUCAGAAAAGCUACUGUGGGAAGCUGAUUCCUGAGGUUUAACUGAACUCCCAGAAGGUGUCUCCUUCCUCCUACUGAACGAACAACAAUCUUCAAAGCUAGAUAAUCUGUUACCCAUGAUGCAACCUUUUCAGUUGGGUAUGUACAGGUUGCCAGGGUGCUCUCUCUCUCUGUUUCUCUGUCUCUCUCUCUUUCUCCCUCUUUCUGUGUGCUGGUGCUACAUUACACAGGAUCAGCGUAGAAACAAAAGCACACGAGCUGACUGUUACCAACUUUUCUCAACUACGUCAUGGAUUCCUGUAGGAUCUAUCCCUGGGUUAGCUGCAGUAACGUCAGCUCUGGUACUUUAUAUUUCUGUGCUACCCUCCCUGUUUACCAGAGUCAUAGACUGACAUAGUUUGGUCAUUGCAGUGGUCAGUGAGAGUCUGUGGCUGUUUAAGAUGUUGUUUGACAUUUUGGGAAACAAGCUUACUCACUUUCCUGCCCAGAGUUAGAUGAGAAGUUUCAUUCCACGCUCAUGUCUGUAUGGUGUAUAUAUAGAGAGCUGAAGCUGCUUUGCUUAGCUUAGCUUAGCAUAAAGACUGGAGGCAGCUAGCCUGGCUCUAUCUGAAGAUAGCUACCAGCACUUCUAAAGCUCAUUAAUUGACAUGUUGUAUCUCAUUUGUUUAAUCUGCACAAAAACUGAGAGGUAAAAAAAAAUUCUUGGCGGGGUGCAGUGACUUCAAGAAAUAGUUUGGCACACAUCCCCCAGUAAAUUGUUGUUUUUACGUUUCGUUUUCUGUGCUGGUCAAACGAAUAAGAUGUAAAGUGUGAAAUGUGAAAUGUAGGGGUGUGGGUAGUUGGACUUUAUCACCUUUGAACAGAGCCAGGCUGUUUCCCCCUGUUUCCAGUCUUUCUGCUAAGCUAAGCUAAAUUAAGCAAAUAUCUGCGUUGAUUGCUCCCUAAGGGCACACACUAAGACCUUUUUUUAAAGCAAAUAUAUCUCAACUUGUCACAGGUUGCAUGCGUCUGUGAUGCCAAAGAGUGACUAUUCCUCUAUUAGUAUUUCACAAGAAAUUAGCAUUAAUAGUGUCAGACACGUGUAUCGUACAACAUUUAAAGCUAAAUUCCCGACUGUGCCCAGGAAUUCUGCUAUCUCCAGUCAAAGUGGAGUUAAAAUGACCUUAAAACUCAUCCGUAAUGACCAAACUCAUCACCUCUGUGACUCUGACUCUCACUGCUGGGACCAAGAGCCUGCCUUAGUCUGCCUCUCAGAGAAGACAGCCAAUGACAGUCCUCCUCAACUUGGCUCCUUCUCUUCACUUCAUUACUCUUUCUGUGUAUUUGGCUUCUCUUGGUCUUUACUUGGGACUCAAAAUUGCUGUUUAUUUCAUUUUUUCUCACUCUCUCUCUUGUUGUACCUUUUGCUUAUCUGUUCCCAUCCUCCUCCUCCCUCUGGCCCUCAGAUGAACGACCACGCAAGUCAAUUCUUUGUAUUAUAGCAGCCAGUUUACUCACAGUGAACCUCAGUGUUUUCGGGAGCGGGGAUGUUACACUUCCUGCAACUCUUAUGGGGCUUGACAGAUUCAUAUAAAGUCCGGUUUCCCCCCAAAAAAACAACCCCUUCUCUACAAACAGGACUUGUACGGUUUCUCAUCUGACGGCCAAGUUUAAAGACUCAUACUGUACCUGCUUCUGUAUGUGUGAGACAAAGAUCCAAUAAGACAACAGCAGCUAGGGACCCAGGACUACUGUUUUCUCCUGAUUUUUAUUGUUCUCUGCUAACUUCUCCUUCAUUAGCUACCAUAACUAUACAGUAUAUGCAUUGUUUUAUAAAGAUAAAGAACUGUACAGGGCAGUUUAGGUAUAUAAUAUUUCAGAUUUGUUUUUGUUUUUGUUAUCUCUUAAAUAUUCUUAUUAACAGAAGAUGUAAGAAAGUCAGUGCAUGAUGAUGAUGAUGACGAUGAUUCCUCCCCUACACGAUGUUUCCCUUCAAUCUGUAAAUUAUUCUGCUGCCCUUUUUGUUUUUGCUUCCGGCAAAUAUUUCAGGGUUUGUUUUUAUUUUUAUGUUCUAAUUAUAUUCUUUAAAAAGA
Molecule: messenger RNA, 5212 nt
Organism: Morone saxatilis (striped sea-bass)
Lineage: Eukaryota; Metazoa; Chordata; Actinopteri; Moronidae
Gene: ptpn12
Product: protein tyrosine phosphatase non-receptor type 12
Exons: 18
Coding region: 78-2471 (797 amino acids)
Biological process (GO): peptidyl-tyrosine dephosphorylation
Cellular component (GO): cytoplasm; nucleus
Molecular function (GO): non-membrane spanning protein tyrosine phosphatase activity
Source: RefSeq, a predicted model, not a curated record